CGUUCCUGAAAUAAACUUCCUGCAAUUCUUUUCAGUGUGCAGGUGUCCAGACUCCCCUUUACUCAUGGUCGCCUGUGCAGCCCGUCAGGCGACUGAAGGCUGUACCUAAAAUUCUGCUGGCAGUGCAACACACUGCAAUGGUCUUGAUAUAGUUACGGUGGACACCUUGUACAGCUACAGGCUGUAGCAACCCCUCCUAGUCCGAACAACUGAGUGUUGCGUUCCAGGAGUCUACACGUGUGGAGGACUGCCUGGAAUAGAAAAAGGAAAGCUGCAGAGAUUGUAAGCUGCUGCUUGACCCGUGUGGCUGUUGUGCCGAGGAGCAUCAAAACUUUGCUGGAUGGAUCCGACAGCUCGUUGCAGAGUAGAGGUGCUAGAGGGUGCUGCUGAAGAAGAGGCUGAAGAGCCAGACGCUACUAUACAUACAACACUAAGUGAGGAGACCAGCAACCAAGAAGAGAGCCACAGUCAAUCAGGGGAUAAAAAUGAAGAGAAGCAGCUGGAAAGCUUAAACAGCUACAAGGUAUCACCAAGUUCACCAAACAGUUUGGACGGAGCAGACUUGUCCUCCAUUGAUGCCAUGAUGUCAGCAGUGAUGAAUGUGGGGAAGAUUGCUGAAAAUGGCGGGAACUCUCAAAACGUCAAAUCCCCCUCGAAGUCUCCUGCACCAAAUCGGAUUGGCAGGAGGAACCAGGAAACAAAAGAAGAGAAGUCUUCCUAUACCUGUCCUCUGUGUGAAAAGAUUUGCACUACACAGCACCAGCUAACUAUGCACAUUCGUCAGCAUAACACUGACACUGGAGGGACAGACCAUUCCUGCAGCAUCUGUGGAAAGUCUCUGAGCUCAGCGAGCUCCCUUGAUCGCCACAUGCUGGUGCACUCAGGUGAAAGGCCUUAUAAAUGUUCAGUAUGUGGACAGUCCUUCACCACCAAUGGAAACAUGCACAGGCACAUGAAGAUUCAUGAGAAGGAUCCGAACAGCAUCGCGAGCACAACUCCCCCAUCGCCGCUGAAGCGCAGGCGGUUGUCUUCGAAACGGAAGUUUAGUCAUGAUGCUGAGAUGGACAGAGAGGAGAGGACACCUGCAAAAAAGGUUGUCGAGGAUGGUCACUCUGGUGAAGGGGAUAAGAAGGCUGAGGAGGACGUUUAUCAUUGUCCAGUGUGUUUCAAAGAGUUUUUUUGCAAGUAUGGGCUGGAGUCCCACAUGGAGACACAUCCAGAUAAUUCGCUGAGGUGUGACAUCUGUUGCAUUACUUUUCGUACUCAUCGGGGCUUACUGCGCCAUAAUGCAGUUAUCCACAAGCAGCUUCCCAGAGAUCCCAUGGGAAAGCCUUUCAUUCAGAACAACCCUUCAAUUCCAGCAGGCUUCCACGACUUGGGAUUCACGGACUUCUCCUGUAGGAAGUUCCCCCGCAUUUCUCAGGUCUGGUGUGAAACGAAUUUGCGAAGGUGCAUCAGUGACUUCCAUCGAUUUAUUUGUGAGACAUGUAACAAGGCAUUCCCCAUGCUUUCAGCGCUCAAACUGCACACAGAAACUCACGUGGUGGAUCAGGGAAAAGACAAGCACAAACCACAGUCCAUGACCCCACCCGGCGAGAACCCAGACCAGAAAGCCUUCAUGGCAUCCUUGGGCCUACAGUACACCAAAGACAUCAAGCCUGUCAAGCAGGAGGACAAUACACAAGAUGAGGUCCAAGAAAUGCGGCUCAGAGCACUGAAGAGUAACCUACCUCAGGAACCCAGCAGCACCAGUCUGCUCAGCCUCUCUUCCCUGGAAGCUGCCUCUAUGGGAGGGUCAUUUUCAGUCCUUCCCCCUACAAAAGAGAACAUAAAGCUCCUCUCGCUGCAGCCUUUCCAGAAGGGUUUUAUCAUCCAGCCUGACAGCAGUAUUGUGGUAAAACCCAUCUCCAAUGAAUCUGCUAUUGAGCUGGCAGACAUUCAGCAGAUCUUGAAGAUGGCUUCUUCUGCUCCUCCUCAAAUCAGUCUUCCUCCACUUUCUAAGGCACCUUCUGUCCCUGUGCAGUCCAUUUUCAAACAUAUGCCGCCGCUGAAGCCAAAGCCUUUGGUAACACCGCGAACAGUCGUCGCAACCUCUACGCCUCCUCCUCUUAUCAGUGCCCAGCAAGCCUCCCCUGGCUGCAUCAGCCCAAGCCUCCCACCUCCCCCUCUGAGGCUGAUCAAGAACUCGGUAGAGUCCUCCUCCAACUCUCACCUUCCCCAGCCAGGAGCCAAAUUGAGUCCUUCCUCACAGUUGCUCCUCCAACCCAAAGUAGAGCCUUUAACUCAGCACGAGAUGAAGACACAACUGGAGCAGGACAGCAUCAUUGAAGCUCUCCUGCCUCUGAGUAUGGAAGCCAAGAUCAAGCAAGAGGUCACAGAAGGAGACCUCAAAGCCAUCAUCGCAGGGGCAGCGAACAAGAAAGCCCCAACCAUGAGGAAAGUUUUGUACCCCUGCCGUUUCUGUGACCAGGUGUUUGCCUUCUCUGGUGUCCUGAGAGCUCACAUCCGUUCUCACUUGGGUAUUUCCCCAUACCAGUGUAACAUUUGUGACUACAUCGCAGCUGACAAGGCAGCGCUGAUCCGGCACCUGCGGACGCACAGCGGGGAGAGGCCUUACAUCUGUAAAAUCUGCCACUACCCAUUCACAGUGAAAGCCAAUUGUGAGAGGCACCUGCGAAAGAAGCACCUCAAAGUGACCAGGAAGGAUAUAGAGAAAAACAUCGAAUAUGUCACUAGCAAUGCUGCAGAGAUGGUGGAUGCCUUCUGCUCCCCCGACACUGUGUGCAAGCUGUGUGGCGAGGACCUGAAGCAUUACCGGGCCCUCCGCAUUCACAUGAGGACGCACAGUGGCUGCCAGAAGAAGAAGCCAUUUGAGUGCAAGGAGUGUGGCACAGCCUUUUCAGCCAAGAGAAACUGCAUUCACCAUAUCCUCAAGCAGCACUUGCAUGUGCAAGAAAGGGAGAUUGAGAAUUACAUCUUAGCGGUGGACUGCAGUGCCCAGGAAAGCCAGACAGACCCUCCUUUAUUGGAGGACAGCACUUAUAUGGACCACAAGCCCAUGACACCUUUCCUGGAGCCACAAAACGGCUUCUUGCUUGGGACGUCAUCUCACGUUCCCGUCAAACUUGAACCUACCGGCAACUUCCCGAUGGAUUUUGACGAGCCGUUGGAUUUCUCUCAGAAGAACAAAAACCUGAGUGCUGUGCAAGUGAAGCAGGAGAACCCGUUUGGCUCUUCUCCCCUGUCCCUCUAUGACUGUUCCAUGGAGCCUAUUGACCUGUCCAUCCCCAAAGUCCUGAAGAAGGAUAAAGAUGAUGUCCCAUAUGAAGCCAGGAAUCAAGAGUUGGCUGCUUCUGGGAACAGUGAUAAAGCCUAUAACUGUCUGCAGUGUCCUUUGGUUUUUAGUACCAAUGGGAACUCAGAGGCAAACAGGGCUGUCAAACAUCCCCAGCCACUGAAAGGUUCAUUGCAUUUGACUGUCCCAAUCAUUUCCCCGGCUCUCCUUGGCAAUUCUGCCUUGCUGAGACCCUUGAGGCCUAAGCCACCACCACCACCUCUCUUGCCAAAGCCUCCAGUAACUAAAGAGCUGCCACCGUUGGCUUCCAUUGCACAGAUCAUUUCAUCUGUUUCAUCUGCUCCUGCUCUGCUGAAAACGGAGGCUGCAGAUGCCAGUCCCAGAGCAGUGAGCAGCUCCACUGGGUGUGACAAAUCAGGGAACGCCAAAGCAAAAGUGACAAUCGUGACCACCGUUCAGAGAGACUCCAGCCUGCCCGGUGACCUGACUCAGGCACGUGAUCCAGAGCAGUCUCCCGUUGUUGAUGCUGGGUUGACUAAGAAAAGAGGUAGAAAGAAAGGAACGAAAAAUAAGCCUAAACUUAGCAGUGGUGUGGAUCUGGAGUCAAGUGGGGAGUUUGCCAGCAUAGAGAAGAUGCUGGCUACCACAGACACUAAUAAAUUUAGCCCGUUUCUGCAGUCCACUGACAAUUUCAAGGAAGAAUGCGGCAGAAAUGGAACAAGUGAGGACGAGAAGGAAACUGCUGAAGAUAAGCUGCUGAGAGGGAAGAGGAAUGCUUACUCAGACUGCCUGCAAAAUAUCCCCUGUCCUUACUGUCCUCGAGUCUUUCCAUGGGCAAACUCCCUGCAGCGGCACAUGCUCACUCACACAGACAGCCAGUCUGAUGCAGAGCCACUAGCGGCAGGAAACGAAGUCUUGGACCUGACCUCCUGCGAGAAGGAACAGCCAGAGGAAAUAACAGACCUACCAGAGAGUGAGUGCGGCCGCAUGGAGGAGCAAAAGGCUGACUCCCUUCUGGCAGAAGAGGAUGCUGAAGAAAAAGGAAAUGGAUAUGAAGAGGGUCCUGAGGAAGAUUCUGUAAGUAACAAAAGUCUUGACCUCGAUUUUGCCAGCAAAUUAAUGGACUUCAAGCUGGCAGAGAGUGACCAGAGUGCAGGCAGCAGCUCUCAGACUGAAAGGAAGCAUGCCUGUGACAUUUGUGGCAAAACCUUCAAGUUUGCUGGCACUCUUAGCCGUCACAAAAAGGCCCACACUCGUGAGGACAGAAAGGAUGAAAGGAGCAGUGAGGAUGAAAGCAAAAGCAUUCAGGAUGAUGCAGGAGCUCCCUCGAUGCAGGACUCUGGUCUUGAGCAGGAAGAGUCUCCGAUGGACUUGAAGGUAGUGGAGUCUCCUGUGGACUGUGAGGCAACAGGAAAGGAGAAUGAAGAGAGCGAAAGCAUCUCUGAGGGGGAAGGCACAGAGAGAAAGGCCACUGAGAAGAGCAGUGAUGACAGAAAACCAAAGACUGAUGGGGCUAAGAGUACUGCAAAAGCAGACAAAAGAAAGAAAGUCUGUACUGUGUGCAACAAGCGUUUCUGGUCUCUGCAAGAUCUGACACGACAUAUGCGGUCUCAUACAGGUGAGAGACCUUACAAGUGUCAAACCUGCGAACGGACCUUCACUCUGAAACACAGCCUGGUUCGUCACCAGCGCAUACACCAGAAAGUCAAAAAUGCCCGAAACCAUGGGAAGGAGAGCGACAAGGAGGAGACCCAGUCGAGGUGUGGAGAAGACAGCGAAAAUGAGUCUAGCCACAGCGGCACCAACCCCAUCUCAGAAAACGAAUGCGACUCCGCGGGGGGCGUCAGUAGCCAUACAUCCCUUGUGGGAAGCCGAAAAGAGUCCCUGGCCGGCACGGUCAAGUACUCUCCCUGCAGAGAGGAGAGGCUGAGCGGGCAAGGAGCCGGAACCUGCCUCGCGGAGCCCACCAGGAGCGCACAGAAACAGACCGCAAUAGACCAGGAACCUCGGGGUAGCUCUGAGCACGAGAGGCCCUCAGGUUUCAUUCCAGACUUGCUGGAGAUGCACAACAAAAAGUCUCCCGUGAAUCACAUCCUUGCCCCUGCAGACAGUGCACCUCAGCUCUUGGGGGUUGAAUGA
Leptosomus discolor (cuckoo roller) is the source of this 5434-nucleotide messenger RNA. RefSeq names its product ras responsive element binding protein 1 (gene RREB1). The record is from RefSeq and is a predicted model, not a curated record. Gene Ontology annotation, cellular component: nucleus. Gene Ontology annotation, molecular function: DNA-binding transcription activator activity, RNA polymerase II-specific; RNA polymerase II cis-regulatory region sequence-specific DNA binding. Gene Ontology annotation, biological process: regulation of transcription by RNA polymerase II. NCBI's taxonomy places the organism in Eukaryota, Metazoa, Chordata, Aves, Leptosomiformes, Leptosomidae.